This is a messenger RNA of Hansenula ciferrii, 3300 nucleotides long. RefSeq names its product DEAH-box ATP-dependent RNA helicase PRP22 (gene PRP22). Lineage: Eukaryota; Fungi; Ascomycota; Saccharomycetes; Phaffomycetales; Wickerhamomycetaceae. The transcript has a single exon. Gene Ontology annotation, cellular component: intracellular anatomical structure; catalytic step 2 spliceosome. Gene Ontology annotation, molecular function: ATP hydrolysis activity; RNA binding. The coding region runs from base 1 to 3300 and encodes 1099 amino acids. The record is from RefSeq and is a predicted model, not a curated record. Gene Ontology annotation, biological process: spliceosomal complex disassembly.
AUGUCAAAAGAAGCUAGCUUGAUUGAGAUAAGGAGCAAGAUUCUUGAGAAUGCCGGUGCUGAUGAAGAAGAAGUGGCUGAUUUCGUUGUUAGCUUGUAUAAUGACUCGAGCUCUUUAAAUGAGUUCAAAUCGUCAUUAGAAGAAGUGGGUGCUGAGUUUGCCUCUGAUUUCAUUGAAGCUAUUUAUUUAGACUUGAACGUUUGCUUUGGGAAGAAUCAGUCUAUAAUCAAGAAAGAAGAUCAUGAACCUGUGAUACCGAAGAAAGAAGAUGAUCCUACACCUAAUCAUAUAUUAUCUCUACCCAAUGAUUAUAACAGUAUAAAGAAAGAAGAAGAUUAUGAUGGUGAAAAUUUAUUACAUGAAUGGAAAGAUUUUAAAACUGAGGAUGAUGAUGACGUAAAGCUACCAACAAGAAAUAGAUCAAGAAGUCCUUAUAGAGAUGAACGUAAACCAAAUUUUAGAGAUCGUGGUACACCACAAGAUGAAGAAGUAAUAAGAGACAAAAUCUAUAGUGGAAGAGUGAUGAAUAUAACAAACUUUGGUGCUUUCGUACGGCUAUAUGGCGUUAAGGGGGGAGUUGAUGGACUUGUACAUAUUUCAGCCAUUGAUAAAUCUAGAAUAAACCAUCCAUCUGAUAUCUUGAAAAGAGAUCAGGAAGUUUAUGUUAAAGUCGUAAAAGUUGAAGGCAAUAGAAUUGGAUUGUCAAUGAAAGAUGUUGAUCAAUAUACUGGUGAAUCAAUUCAGAUAUAUCAAAAUGAUAGAAGAGGAAGAGAAUUACAUGUUACUACAACAUCAAAUUCCAAGAGAAGAUUAACAUCCCCAGAAAAAUGGGAAAUUCGUCAAUUAAUUGCUGCAGGUGCUGUCUCUGCUAAAGAUUAUCCUGAUUUAGAUAAAGAAGAUCAUGAAUUGGAAGAUGAAGAGGAUGAUGGAAAUCAAGCAGCUCAAGAUAUUGAUGUGGAAUUGAAACAUUCAGUACCACCAUUUUUAGCUGGUAUGAAUAUUGAAACUGAAAAACUUGCACCUGCAAAAGUUGUUAAAUUACCUGAAGGUUCAUUAAAUAGAGCCGCUAUGAGUGGAUCUGCUUUAGCUAAGGAAAGAAGAGAACAAAAAAUAAAAGAAAUGAAAGAGAAAAGAGAACAACAACUCAAAGAUAAAGCUAAUAAAGCCACAAAUAACGAUGAUCCACUCACUCAAGAUCAAGUACCAGAUGAAGAAAAAUCCAGUGAUUACGUUCCAAAGAGGGAUAAAAACGUUUCUUAUGGUAAGAGAACAGACCUCAGUAUGAAAGAACAAAGAGAAUCAUUACCAGUAUUCAAGAUGAGAUCUACAUUAAUGAAAGCUGUUAGUGAUAAUCAAUUCAUUGUUAUUGUUGGUGAAACAGGGUCAGGUAAAACAACACAAUUGACACAAUAUCUUUAUGAAGAUGGUUUUGCUAACAGAGGUGUUAUUGGAUGUACCCAACCACGUCGUGUUGCCGCACAAUCUGUUGCAAGAAGAGUUGCUGAUGAAGUUGGUUGUCGUGUAGGUCAAGAAGUCGGUUACACGGUUAGAUUUGAUGAUUUGAGUUCUCCAAAGACUAAAAUUAAGUAUAUGACUGAUGGUAUGCUACAGCGUGAAGCACUGAUAGAUCCAGAUAUGAGUAAUUAUUCAGUGAUUAUGUUGGAUGAAGCGCAUGAAAGAACUAUAGCUACUGAUGUUCUUUUUGCUCUUUUGAAAGAAGCUGCUUCAAGACGACCAGAUCUUAAAAUCAUUGUCACAUCUGCUACAUUAGAUGCUGGUAAAUUUUCUGGCUACUUUAAUAACUGUCCAAUUGUUGAAAUCCCUGGUAGAACAUAUCCUGUUGAGAUUUUAUAUACUAAAGAACCAGAACUGGAUUAUUUGGCAGCUGCUUUAGAUUCUGUUGUUCAAAUUCAUAUAUCUGAACCUGAAGGUGACAUUUUAGUGUUCUUAACUGGCCAAGAAGAGAUUGAAACUUCUGUUCAAGUAUUGAAUGAAAAAAUGAAAGCAUUGGGAUCAUCAAUUCCGGAAUUAAUUGUUUUACCAGUUUAUUCUGCAUUACCUUCUGAAACACAAUCAAGAAUUUUUGAACCAACACCAAAAGGUUCAAGAAAAGUCAUAUUGGCUACAAACAUUGCAGAAACUUCAUUAACUAUUGAUGGUAUUUAUUAUGUUAUUGAUCCUGGAUUUUCUAAAAUCAAUGCAUAUGAUCCAAAAUUAGGUAUGGAUUCUUUAACAGUUCGUCCAAUUUCACAAGCACAAGCAAAUCAAAGAGCUGGUAGAGCUGGUAGAACGGGACCUGGUAAAUGUUUUAGAUUAUAUACAGAAUUAGCAUAUCAAAAUGAAAUGUUACCAAAUACAAUUCCAGAAAUUCAAAGACAAAAUUUGAGUAAUGUUAUUUUAAUGUUGAAAGCUAUUGGUAUUAAUGAUUUAUUAAAUUUCCAAUUCAUGGAUCCCCCAUCAACAGAUUCUAUUUUAUUAUCUUUGAAUGAGUUAUAUUAUUUGAAAGCUGUGGAUGAAGAAUCAAGAAUCACAACCAUAGGUAGAAAUUUAGUGAAUAUACCUGCAGAUCCAACUAUUUCCAAGACUUUGAUUGAAUCAAUACAUUAUAAAUGUUCAGAUGAAAUGAUUACGAUUUUUGCUGUGUUAUCAACUCCAAAUAUUUUCAAUAGACCUAAACAACAACAAGAAUUAGCAGAUAAGAAGAAGGCAAGAUUCCAUCAUCCUCAUGGGGAUCAUUUAACGUAUUUAAAUGUUUAUAAUGCAUGGGUUAAUAAUGAUUAUUCAAAACAGUGGUGUCAAGAAAAUUUUAUUCAAGAAAGAUCAUUGAAAAGAGCACAAGAUGUUAGAAAUCAAUUAAUUCAAAUUUUUAAAAGAUUUAAAUAUCCAAUAAUAAGUUGUGGAGCAAAUACGAAUUCUGUUAGAAAAGCAUUAUGUUCUGGAUUUUUCAAAAAUGUUGCUAAAAGAGAUCAACAAGAAGGUUAUAAAACUCUUGCCGAAGAAACUCAAGUUUAUAUUCAUCCAUCAAGUUGUGUUAGAAAUAAUCCACAAUAUGUUGUUUAUAAUUCGAUUUUGAAUACUACAAAGGAAUAUCUAGUUCAUGUUACACAAAUUGAACCAAAAUGGCUUGUUGAAGUUUCACCUGAAUUUUUUGAAGUUAAUACAAAUCCUGGACAAAACAAAAAAAGGGCAAAUGAAAAAAUUGUUCCAUUGUUCAAUAAAUUUACUAAAGAUCAAAAUGAAUGGAGAUUAUCACAAGGAAAAUCAGGUUCGGCUGAUUUGAAAAAAAGAUUUAGAGCAUGA